This is a messenger RNA of Zingiber officinale, 1737 nucleotides long. Its product is annotated as xaa-Pro dipeptidase-like. Bases 49 to 1536 code for a protein of 495 amino acids. Gene Ontology annotation, molecular function: manganese ion binding; metalloaminopeptidase activity. The record is from RefSeq and is a predicted model, not a curated record. NCBI's taxonomy places the organism in Eukaryota, Viridiplantae, Streptophyta, Magnoliopsida, Zingiberales, Zingiberaceae. The transcript has 16 exons.
AAGCUCCAUCAGGUCGCUCACUCUGGGCCGGCCGAUCAAGCCGUUCCAAUGGCGUCCUGCGCCACCGUGCUCUCUCCGCCGGAGGUCCCCAUGGAACUUCACGCCCUUAACCGGGAUAAGCUUGUGCAAGCCAUGCGUGACAACCUCGCUGCCUCCUCUCGCCCCGUCCGCGGGUUCGUGGUACUCCAGGGUGGAGAGGAGCAGACUAGAUACUGCUCGGAUCAUGCGCUGCUUUUCAGGCAAGAGAGCUAUUUUGCUUACUUAUUUGGAGUAAGAGAGCCUGGUUUUUUUGGGGCCAUUGAUGUUGCAUCUGGCAAGUCAAUUUUGUUUGCACCAAGGUUACCGGAUGAUUAUGCCGUUUGGCUGGGUGAGAUAAAACCUCCCUCUGUCUUCAAGGAAAGGUACAUGGUUGACAUGGUGUUCUAUGUGGAUGAGCUGGUACAAGUGCUGCACAGCCAAUCUGAUAAACAAGGAAAGCCCUUGCUUUUUCUCUUGUAUGGACUUAAUACAGACAGCAAUAACUUCUCUAAGCCUGCGGAAAUUGAGGACAUUGAAAAGUUUGACACUGAUCUGAGCACACUACAUCCAAUUCUGACUGAGUGUCGAGUUAUUAAAUCCAAGAUGGAACUUGACAUUAUUCAGUAUGCAAAUGAUGUAAGCUCAGAAGCUCAUAUUGAGGUAAUGAGGCAAGCCAGAGUUGGAAUGAAGGAAUAUCAGUUAGAAAGCAUCUUCCUGCACCAUGUUUAUAUGUACGGUGGUUGCAGACAUUGCUCCUAUACAUGUAUUUGUGCCACUGGUGAAAACAGUGCUGUUCUACAUUAUGGCCAUGCAUCAGCACCUAAUGAUAGGACCCUAGAAGAUGGAGACAUAGCACUGUUUGACAUGGGCGCCGAGUAUCACUUUUAUGGUUCUGAUAUAACAUGCUCAUUCCCGGUUAAUGGCAAAUUUACCAAGGACCAGGCUACCAUCUAUAAUGCAGUCCUUGCAGCACAUAAUGCUGUGAUAGAAUCCAUGCGACCUGGAGUUUGUUGGAUAGACAUGCACGAACUAGCAGAGAAAACAAUCCUUGAAUCACUGAAGAACAGAGGAAUAGUUCUUGGUGAUAUUGACAAGAUGAUGGAAUUGAGACUUGGCGCUAUUUUUAUGCCUCAUGGGCUUGGACAUUUACUUGGAAUUGACACCCAUGAUCCAGGGGGUUAUGCACAGGGUUUGGAGAGACCAAAAGAACCGGGAUUAAAGGCCUUGCGAACAAUAAGAAAACUACAAGAGGGCAUGGUGAUAACAGUAGAACCAGGAUGCUACUUCAUUGAUGCCCUGCUAAUUCCUGCAAUGGAGGAUACAGUUAAAUCCAAGUUUUUAAACCGAGAAGAAAUUGCGAAGUAUAGAAAAUUUGGAGGUGUAAGAAUUGAAAGCGAUGUGCUAGUUACAGCUGAUGGAAGCAGGAACUUCACAAAUUGCCCUCGACAAACCUGGGAGAUCGAAGCUGUAAUGGCCGGUGCGCCAUGGCCAGUCACUCGUAGUAGCAUCAAAAGUUAGCAUUCUAAGGAGCCUAAAACAACAUCAUUGCAUCUAUCUACAAUCUUCCACCUUCAAUCAUCACUCACAUAAAAUGCCAUAAAAAGUUGAAACUGUGACUCUGUGGAUGUGGCUUGUAUUAAUAAAUUAUUCCAACUUAUUCGUGCAAUCUACAUUGUUUUUCUUUAAUGAGAAGAAGUAAAAAAAAAAAAAAAUUAAUCA